Messenger RNA from Centrocercus urophasianus (Greater sage-grouse), 1878 nucleotides. It is a transcript of the gene LRIT1, whose product is annotated as leucine rich repeat, Ig-like and transmembrane domains 1. The record is from RefSeq and is a predicted model, not a curated record. The coding region runs from base 1 to 1878 and encodes 625 amino acids. The transcript is spliced from 4 exons. NCBI's taxonomy places the organism in Eukaryota, Metazoa, Chordata, Aves, Galliformes, Phasianidae. Gene Ontology annotation, molecular function: protein binding. Gene Ontology annotation, cellular component: endoplasmic reticulum membrane.
AUGUGGAUCACCGUGAGUUUGCUCUGCUGCUUGGUGCUCGGGGGGCUGCCGUGGGCAGGCACCUCGUGCCCCUCGCAGUGCAGCUGUGCCUUCCACAGCCUCAACGAAGGGACGAAAGCCAGGACGGUGCUGUGUAAUGACCCAGAGAUGACCCUCACCCCCGUGAACAUCCCUGUAGAUACAUUCAAGCUUCGAAUAGAGAAGACAGCCAUCCGCAGGGUGCCAGGGGAAGCUUUCCACGCACUUCACAACCUGGAGUACCUCUGGUUACCUUAUAACUCCCUGGCCAGCCUCAGCGGGAUCACGUUCAAGGGCCUCCGUCGUUUGCUGGAGCUGAGGCUAGAUGGAAAUGACUUAAUAUCAUUUCCCUGGGAAACCUUGUCUGACAUGCCACAGUUAAGGCUUCUGGAUUUACACAACAAUGAACUUACCUCAAUCCCUCCAGAUGCUGCUCGUUACAUCAAGAAUAUCACGUACCUGGACCUUUCUAGCAACAAACUGAUGACUCUUCCUCAGGCUCUUAUUUCUACCUGGGCCAACCUGCAAGCAGUCCCUUACUUUCCCAAUGAUAACUCCAAGAUCAUCCUAGGUUUGCAAGACAAUCCUUGGGCGUGUGACUGCAGUCUGUAUGAAAUGGUCCAUUUCCUGAAUUUCCAGUCUCCCAACAUAGCAUUCAUUGAGCCCAGGCUGAAAUGCUUCACCCCUCGCAGCCUUGCAGGAGUCUUCUUCAGCCAAGUUGAGCUAAGGAAGUGUCAAAGCCCUGUUGUACAUACGUCUGUAGCCAAAGUAAAGACCAUUCUGGGCAGCACUGUGCUACUGCGAUGUGGGACAACGGGGGUGCCCAUUCCUGAGCUCAGCUGGAGAAGGGCUGACGGUGCUCCACUAAAUGGCACAGUGCACCAAGAGAUCUCUAGUGAUGGGAUGAGCUGGUCUAUCCUGGGCCUUCCUGUAGUCUCUUACCUUGACUCUGGAGAGUACAUUUGUAAAGCAAAGAAUUUCCUGGGGGCAACAGAAGCAUUCAUAUCCCUAAUCAUCAUGGACUCAGAAAGCACGGAUGACCCCAACUCCAGCGCCAAAGGCACGUGGAGUGGGAAGGCAAGCGGGAUGGAGGCAGCUGCCUACAAUGACAAGUUAGUGGCAAGGUAUGUUAUCACCACCUCCACCAUGCCUACCCUAGGGGCUGGAGCAGGAGCAGGAGAGGAUCUCCUCAUCCCAGCUGGAGCACAAGAUAGCAACCAAAACCUACUGGUGAGCCCACCUACUGGUCAGCAGGAGCCAGAGCGAAUUGUGAGAUCUGUCAGGGUGAUAGGAGAUACUGACCAGAGUGUCACCCUGGCCUGGAAGGCACCUCUGGCGAAGAACACGACAGUGUUCAGUGUCCUCUAUGCUGUCUUUGGAGAGAGAGACAUGCGUCGGAUCAAUGUGGAACCAGGGAAGACCAAGGUCAGCAUUUAUGGGCUGCUACCAAAGACCAAAUACAUAGUGUGCGUCUGUGUGAAAGGGCUGAUCCCUAGGAAGGAGCAGUGCAUCAUAUUUUCCACAGAUGAAGUUGCUAGUGCAGGAGGGACCCAGAAACUCAUCAACGUGGUUGUCAUCAGUGUGGCUUGUGUCAUUGCCGUUCCUCUGACGCUGGUUGUCUGCUGCGGAGCACUGAAGAGACGCUGCAAAAAGUGCUUUGUGAGGAAACCCAAGGAAAUUCAGGAGUCCUAUGUCACCUUCGAAAGUCUUUCUCCUGGGGCCAAGGUGAAAGGAGUGGAAGGAGAAUACUUAACUAGACAUACCCCCGAUGAGUCUAACAGGCUCCUCUCUGCCCGAUCCAGUGUGGACUCCGAAGCAAUACCAAAGAUAGAGGGGCAACCAAACGAAUACUUUUGCUGA